This is a messenger RNA of Besnoitia besnoiti, 1578 nucleotides long. RefSeq lists its product as uncharacterized. The record is from RefSeq and is a predicted model, not a curated record. The coding region runs from base 1 to 1578 and encodes 525 amino acids. Lineage: Eukaryota; Apicomplexa; Conoidasida; Eucoccidiorida; Sarcocystidae. The transcript is spliced from 6 exons.
AUGGAGAGGCUCCCGACAAUCAUCUUGCCGGACGGGCAGACCCUCGACGACACCCCGAGCUCCGGCCGCAGCUCGACAACGACGCCGCGGCAGCGCAUGUCGCUGCUGAGCAAGAACGGCGGGGUGUCCCCAUCGAGUUCAUCCUCGCUUCUUUUGCUGCCUGAGACCUCGCUCAGCGCCGCGGGCAGCGCGGGCGGCGACGCGCCGCCGACUCUGGUUCGCUUUGCGUCUGUGCGCCUCCGCGCGAAGAAGACGCCGAAGCUGGCAGAGGACUUCUACGUGCGGCGCAUGGGCAUGGCGCUGCUGCAACCGGCGCUGCCUCCGUGCCUGUCGGGCCUCGAGGGCGGCGCCCUCAACCGGUCGAGGUCGGUCGGCUUCGAAGACGCCGCGGUGCGCCUUGCGAGUCGCCGAGCUUCGCGUGGAGGGUGCGAGAAGGCGGGCGCUGGCGAAGAGAAGAAGGACGCGAGCGCAGACGGCGGGGUCGAAGAGCGUGGCACGCCGUGGCUCACGCCGCAGGACAGCUUCCACGGCAGCAGCAGCGGUCUCUCGCGCUCGGGCAGUAUGCGCCUCGAGGAGGAAGAAAAGCGUCAUUGGCUGCUCAGGAAAAAGCGCUGCGCCUGCGCUGUGGGCUACAAUUACGAUCGAGACGUCCUCCCCGUCCGCCUGCCUGGCGAAUGCGAGGAACAACGCAAGGAGGGAACCGACGAUCGCCACCUGGUCUGCGCGUUCAAAAGUCUGCGGCACGAGCUGCUGCUUGAACUCACGCCGCCCGACGCCUCUAUCCCAGACAGCGAAGUCGUGCCCUACGAACACCAUCCAUCCGACGCCUUCUCGCGUCUCGCUUUCUCUGUCGCGGACGUGAACGCCGCGCAGGUCGCGCUCUCUUCGCAGAUGAUUCGCGUGGGCAACGCAGCUCAGUUCGCGGACGUCAACUUCGCCGUCACGUUUCGCGAUCCAGAGAAUUUCCGCGGGCGCAUUCUGCAGCAUCUCUCAGAGUACACCUUUGCGCGGAAAGACGGCGCAGCGCGCACUUUCCACCGCCGCACGCUGAGCAACUUGGGGCUCGAGGAGACGCCGCCGCUGGGCUCCAGAGGCUUGCUGCACCACGUCGAACUCCGCGUCAGAGACAUCGAGGCCAGUCUCAAAUUCUACCAAGAGGUCCUUCGGCUGCGUUUGAUCUCUAAACAGAGCGUGUCGUCGUUCGGCGUGACGUUCUUCUUCCUCACAACCGACCCGAAUGCGCUGCCGCCCACACAGUACGAGUUGGACUCUCACGGCAAUCGCGCCUGGCUGUGGGAGCAGCGCUUCUCCUCGAUCUGCUUAAAGACCUUCACAGACGCAGCCACCGACUUGGACCCCUACCAGGACUUGUCCCCACGCGAGUGCGGCUUCCUCGGUUUGACGUUCCUCUGCAAGAAGGCGAGGGAGGCGGAGCUCUGCAGCGCACUCGAGGCAGUUGGCGCGCCUUUGAAGAAGACGGAGGAUCCUAUCUAUGCGCUGCCGGUAUACGAGACGCGAGACCCCGACAACAUCCCCCUCCGCGUCGUCAUCUGCGACGACGCCGCCUGGACUGCGUAG